Molecule: messenger RNA, 1727 nt
Organism: Ricinus communis (castor bean)
Lineage: Eukaryota; Viridiplantae; Streptophyta; Magnoliopsida; Malpighiales; Euphorbiaceae
Product: beta-glucosidase 42
Exons: 13
Coding region: 46-1524 (492 amino acids)
Biological process (GO): cellulose catabolic process
Molecular function (GO): beta-glucosidase activity
Source: RefSeq, a predicted model, not a curated record
UUUAGAGCAAACCUGGUGAAGUUUAGAGCCAAAAAAAGAGAGAGAAUGGGGGGAAGUAAGGAGGAUCUGUUGAAGGAACGCCAAUAUUUGGAAGAAAAGGAAGUCUCUCGCUCCGAUUUCCCUCCUAGUUUUGUGUUUGGAGUCGCCACUUCUGCUUAUCAGAUUGAAGGUGGCUGCAAGGAUGGUGGUAGGGGUCCUAGUAUAUGGGACGCUUUCUCGCACACUCAAGGAAAUAUUCUUGACGGGAGCAACGCUGACGUAGCAGUGGAUCACUACCAUCGAUACAAGGAGGAUAUUGAACUCAUUGCUAAGUUGGGAUUUGAUGCUUAUCGAUUUUCUCUCUCAUGGUCUCGCAUAUUCCCUGAUGGUUUGGGCACCAAAGUCAAUGAUGAAGGGAUUUCAUUCUAUAACAAUAUCAUUAAUGCUCUUCUUGAUAAGGGUAUCGAGCCGUAUAUUACUUUGUACCAUUGGGAUCUUCCCUUGCAUCUUCAAGACUCAAUUGGAGGGUGGUUGAAUAAGGACAUUGUAAAAUACUUUGCAAUCUAUGCAGAUACAUGCUUUGCAAGUUUUGGUGAUAGAGUUAAGAAUUGGAUUACACUAAAUGAGCCUCUCCAAACAUCGGUAAAUGGAUAUGAUGGUGGCAUAUUUGCUCCUGGAAGACAUGAACAGUCAGAAACAGAACCAUAUUUGGUUGCGCACCACCAGAUCUUGGCUCAUUCUGCAGCUGUAUGCAUAUAUCGGAGCAAGUACAAGGAAAUUCAAGGAGGACAAAUUGGUAUUGUUGUAGAUUGUGAAUGGGCUGAACCUAACUCGGAUAAAAGUGAAGAUAAAACUGCUGCUGCAAGGCGUCUUGAGUUUCAGAUUGGAUGGUACUUGCAUCCAAUAUAUUAUGGAGAAUAUCCUGAAGUUAUGUCUGAAAUACUUGGGGAUCGACUCCCAAAAUUCUCUGAGGAAGAUAAAGAGUUACUUAGGAAUCCUAUUGACUUUCUGGGCCUAAAUCACUAUACUUCAAGAUUCAUAACUCAUGUUGCACAUAGCAAAGCAAAAAGUUAUUAUUAUAGAGCACAAGCAAUGGAUAGACUUGCUGAAUGGGAAGGAGGUGAACCAAUUGGUGAGAAGGCAGCAUCAGAAUGGCUUUAUGUUUGUCCUUGGGGAAUCCGCAAGGUUCUCAAUCACAUAGUACAGAGAUACAACAGUCCCCAAAUUUAUAUUACUGAGAACGGCAUGGAUGAUGAAGAGUCUGAUGCCCCUCUCCAUGAAAUGCUAGAUGACAAAUUGAGAGUUCGCUAUUUCAAAGGAUACCUUGCUUCUGUUGCUGAGGCAAUCAAGGAUGGAGCAGAUGUGAGGGGAUACUUCGCGUGGUCAUUGCUGGACAACUUUGAGUGGGCUCAAGGCUAUACUAAGCGAUUUGGUUUAGUAUAUGUAGAUUACAAGAAUGGUCUAGCCAGGCACCCAAAAUCUUCUGCAUAUUGGUUCUUGCGGUUCUUGAAAGGUGGUGAAGGGAAGAAAGACAAAGAAGAGUGACCCUACCACCGACCUGUUUGUUAGCUGCUGCAAGCAACCAAGAACAAGUUAAUGUCUUAAUCUAACAAGCUUUUUAAUAAUGAAAAGGUCAUUCGGUUCUGUAAUAAGAUUUCUUUUUUAUCACACAUACAUGGUGUAGCUUUAGCUGUUAUGUGUUUUUUUAACACUAUAAACAUUAUUGAGUUGCAGUGACUGAUUGAGAA